Molecule: messenger RNA, 1092 nt
Organism: Talaromyces rugulosus
Lineage: Eukaryota; Fungi; Ascomycota; Eurotiomycetes; Eurotiales; Trichocomaceae
Exons: 3
Coding region: 1-1092 (363 amino acids)
Source: RefSeq, a predicted model, not a curated record
AUGGCGGGCCCGCUGCGACAACCGAUUGACAUUGCCUCGCUCGAGAGGUACAUUGGGCAGAACCUGCCGGUGGUCAAGACGCCGCUGGACGUGAAGCAGUUUGGCUUUGGACAGUCCAACCCCACGUACCAGCUCACAGCCAGCGAUGGCCAGAAAUUCGUGCUACGCAAGAAGCCGCCCGGCAAGCUGCUCUCCAAGACGGCGCACAUGGUCGAGCGCGAGUACCAGAUCAUCCACGCGCUGGAGCAGACAGACGUGCCUGUGCCCAAGGCGUAUAUCCUGUGCGAGGACAGCAGCGUGAUCGGGACGCCGUUUUAUAUCAUGGAGUUUCUGGCGGGCAGGAUGUUUACCGACCCAGCGUUUCCCGGCGUGAGUGCGACGGAGCGAAACGAACUCUGGCAUGAUGCCCUUCGCACGCUCGGCAAACUGCACCGGGUCGAUCCCAAGUCCGUCGGCAUGGAGAAAUUCGGCAAGCCGACGGGCUUCUACGACCGGCAGAUCGCAACCCUAACGCGGAUAUCGCAGACACAGGCGGGCGCAGUUGACGUCGACACGAAACAGGCCGUGGGCGAGCUGCCACACAUUGGCGAAAACGUGCGCUUCUUCUCGGACAGGGCGAGCCAGCCGCGCGACCGGUCGACGUUUGUGCACGGCGACUACAAGAUCGACAACCUGGUAUUCCACGCGACAGAGCCACGUGUGAUUGGCAUCCUGGACUGGGAAAUGGCCACGAUCGGCCACCCGCUGUCAGAUAUCUGCAAUCUGACAAGCCCGUGGCACAUGGACACGAACGAGGGCAAGGCGGCGGCGUUUCAACCGGGCCACACGCCCGGCAUCCCCACGCGCGCGCAGAGCCUCGAGUGGUAUGGGCAGGCGGCCGGCUGGGAUCCGAGGGCAGAUGUGACUUGGGGCGAUGCGUUUUUCUUUUUUCGCAGCUCGGUGAUUAUGCAGGGCAUAGCGGCACGGUAUGCGCUGCGGCAGGCCAGCAGUGCGCACGCGCGCGAGUAUGCGUUGAAGAUGAAGCCGUUUGCCGAGGAGACGUACCAGCGCGUACGAGUGGCCGAGGCGGAGAGGGCGAGGGGGAAAUUGUAG